Molecule: messenger RNA, 6083 nt
Organism: Peromyscus eremicus (cactus mouse)
Lineage: Eukaryota; Metazoa; Chordata; Mammalia; Rodentia; Cricetidae
Gene: Tdrd15
Product: tudor domain containing 15
Source: RefSeq, a predicted model, not a curated record
AAAAUGGAUUCUACAUCUUUAUUCCCAACAUUUCUAGAUGUGGAUCUGACAGUUUUACAUAUUGAGUGUCUUCCCAAGGAUAUUCUUGUGAAAUUUCAAGGCAAAAAUAAGAGCGAGUGUCAGUUUGACUAUCACAUUUUGCAGAGGGAGAUACAGUACGUCCCCAAAGUGAAGACUAAUGUGGGUGUCGAUGAGUUUUGUCUGGUGGAGGAGAAAGCGAGUGGAGAAUGGCAGAGAGGAAGAGUGGUAGGAAAGAAGAACGGAGUGUACACAGUGCUGCUCAUUGACCGGGGAGAAGAGCUGAAGGUGGAUGGCACUCGGGUAGCUUCAGCUUGUGAAAAGUUAUUUGAGCUCCCUCCCAGAGUCGUAUUCGGCAUUUUUGCCAACAUCCUCCCAGUUGGAGAGAAACGGUCUCCCAAGGCUUUGAAUUAUUUCAAGUCACUAGUAGGAAUACAGCUGAGAGGCAGUAUGCAGACUAUUUUGCCCCUACAAAUGAUUCUUCUCGAGGCGCCCAAAGUUAUAUCUGAGGUUCUUGAAUUACAAUUGGGAAGAUUUGUUGAUUGGGAUACGUUUCGCCUUAUUGCAGAAAUAUUAAAGGAACUCCCCCAGCCAAUGCCAGACUUACUACAACAUAGAAGACCUGAGUCAUCGGUAAGUAGUAACAGUACUUUACUUGAUGUUCAAUAUAUCCUAGAUAAUUUCCAGCCAUCUUUAUCAGUGGGAAGUUUGGACAGCAUCAAAGUGUCAUCUGCACUGAGCCCUGGUAAAUUUUAUUGUCAAUUACUUAGGCGAAUUCCAGAGCUAGAAGACUUGACGGAGUGUAUGAAUUUGCAUUACAACACAGUAGGUCAAGAAUCCAGCACCACUUACGACAAUUUUGGACUCCUGUGUGUUGCUAAAGGAACAAAUGGACAGUGGCAAAGAGGAAUUCUCCAGCAGCUCUUGCCCGAUAAUCAAGUGAAAAUUUGGUUCAUGGAUUAUGGCAGCAGUGAGUCUAUACCCUCAAUUCACAUGAAGAAAUUGAAACAAGAUUUUAUUUUUGCACCAUUAUUUUCCUUUGCAUGUUCUCUGACAUAUUUGCAUUGUCUAGACCCAGAAGUAAGAGAACGACAACUGACCUUGUUUAAGCAAGCCCUGUUAGGACACGUAGUGUAUGCCCACAUUGACUGGUUCAGUGAGGAUGAACAUUUAUAUUAUGUGACUUUACAGUCUCAAGAAUCUGCAAUUAAUUCUAAGUGUCUGCUGAGGACUCUGGGCACAUGAACACUUUGUCCUGCGUCUGAGUGUAACAUUCCCAGUGCCUUGAGUGAGGCAGCCACUCCUGAUCCAGGCAGCUUUGCAGCUGAUGGUUUUCCUGGAAAUGUUCAGCAGUCAGUGGGUAGACUAAGUGAAAAAGAUGACUUAAAAGCAGGUUUUCCUAUUGAAACUGUAACAGUGGAGACGGACUCUACCCACAUAGCGUUUGUAGUGAAUGUAUUGAACCCAUCAAAUUUCUGGGUACGCCUUAGUAAGUAUCAGAACAAAUUCCAAGACAUAAUGGAAACUAUAAAUGAGUUUUAUAAUGCAUCUGAAAAUGAUGAACUGACUCUGAGAAACCCUGAGCCUGGACUACUCUGUUGUGCCAGAUACAGCAAGGACAGAUGUUUCUACCGAGCCGUCAUCACUGAAAGGAAUGAUUAUUGGAUUAAUGUUUACCUCCUGGAUUAUGGAAGUACUGACUCCAUAUCAUUUUUUGAUGCCAAAAUUUUGCUUCCAGAAUUUCGGGAUUUGCCUUCCUUAGCCAUACAUUGUUCACUUGCACAUAUAUCUCCUGCCACAGAUUUAUGGAUACAGGCAGCAACAGAUUAUUUUAAAACAAUCGUUCUGAACAAAGCAAUUUUGCUUCAGGUUAGAGCAAAGAAAGGUGACAAGUACAUGGUGAAUAUUCAGGAUAUUGAAGCUGCUGAAAAUAUGGAUGUUGUCUCUCUGAUGCUACAAGCUGGAUAUGCAGAAUCUGCAGGGGUAGCAUUAGAAGAUCUCCCCAGAUCUGUACGAGACUGUUCAAUGUUAAAAUAUAAAGAUACACUUCAUGAUAAAAAUGUGGCCUCUGCCCCAGUCAAAAGACCCAAGCCUGAAAAGUCGCAUUCUGAGAAGCUGAAAGAAAAUCUCUUAUCUUCACACAGGUUCCUCGAUGUAAAAAUUUCUUUCAACUUGUGGUUUGAAUCGAGCUCAUCACAGCCUUAUAAGGAAUAUGUGUUCAAGCCAGGAAAACUUCUUGAAGUCAACUGUUCUUAUUGCCACGGCCCAGGUGACUUUUCAUGCCAGCUUCUGUGUAGGUUAAGAGAUUUGAAGUUACUGAUGGAACAAAUUCAAGAUUAUUAUAGCAUCCACCCAGAGCCAUAUCAGAUUGGGAAGGUAGCUUGUGUGGCUAAGCAUUCCAGAGAUGGGAAGUGGUACAGGGCUGCCAUCUUGACUCAAGCAUCAGACCAAGAAGUUGAACUGAUAUUUGUUGACUAUGGCAACCAAGAGUGAGUUUUCGUUAAAGAUCUUUGUGCCAUCAACCCACAUUUUCUUGCUUUAGAAGCCCAAGCUUUCAGAUGCUGUCUCAACUAUUUAGUGGAGCCCAUUUCCUGUAAACUAUUAGCCUGGACAGCAGAAGCAUCCAGAGACUUUGGAAAUUUCCUUUCUUCGUGUGGAGAGCUACUCACUUGUAUUGUGUAUGCCUUAGUUCUUAUACACCCUAGAUGCUUGUGUAAUUUAGUGGAUUUACAGUCAUCACUUACCAGUGCAAAUGAAUUUCUCCUUUGCCGUGGCUCCUCCCACUACAGUGUAUCAAGGCCACUACCAUUUUCCGUUAGUCUCUACAGUUACUAUUACUCUUCCUUUGAUGUAAAGAUUGGAAGUGAAGAAGACGUGUAUAUAUCACACGUGUAUAGUCCCCAAAAGUUCUAUUGCCAGCUUUGUAGAAACAGGAAAGAUUUAGAGAUGUUGGAGACAAGAAUCACAGAGAUGAUUAGCCUCAAAAUAUGCUCAAAGUAUGACUGGUACAGAAUGAGACUGUGCAUCUCUAAAUACAUAGAGGAUGGGCUCUCAUACAGAGCCUUGGUGAAGCCAACAGCGUCGUCAUCUGGCCCUUGUGUUUAUUUUGUGGACUAUGGGAAUGAGCAAUUUGUAGAAGAAAACAUGCUAUGGGCCAUUUCCGACCAGUUUCCAGAACUCCUGUUUACACCUAUGCAAGCAAUUCAGUGUUUUCUGUCAGAUCUUCGAGAUACAGAUAUUCCAAGAGAAAUCAAUAGAUGGUUUGAAAACAGUUUUUUAGGGAAGCCCUUAAAAGCAGUAAUACUGUCUAGGGAGUCAGAUGGGCAGCUUGGUAUAGACUUAUAUGAUGGGUAUCAACAUAUAAAUCAGACAAUAAAAUUGCUACUUAAUGUUUAUGGAGAAAAACACUCUGAGCAAGCGUGGUGUGUGGAAAAGAAUCAGAGGUUAAGUCAGGCAUUCGCUGCUCCUGUGAAAGAAAACACAGAAAGCAUUCGUUGCCACAAUGCAAUAAAUAAAACUAGCCUUGCAACACAUUCUGCAAACAAAACAGAUCAAUUGAUACAUCCCCAAAGCAUAUAUGCCAGGCAUUUAAAACCAUCAAUUUGUUAUGAAGUUGAACCCAUGCCAAAAAGCACAGCGGAAAAAUCCUCUAGUUAUGGACUUCAAAGUAAAGAGGUAAGAUUCACUCCCAGGUCUGCACACGUUCUGAAAAAAAUUGACAUUGGCUUCAAAUCACGGGAGACAGUAUCAAAGGUAUUCACCAAAGAUGUCAAUCAAGCAGCGUCCCCAAGACCGUGCAUCCUUCGUAGACCUCCAAUCACAAAGAUCCCUCAGCCUCACAUAGACUUGAGUACCCAGGUUAAAGGGUCUGUACCCACUAGCCACCAUCCAGCCAAUUUUCACAUUCCACUUGCUGGGAAUGGAAAUGAAACCAUAGGACUCACCAAGGUUCUAAAUGAAAGAACAGACGGCCAGAAAAAGCAGAACUCCCUGAGCCCUCUGGUGAGAGAUCAUGUAGAAUACUCUAGUGACCAUGCCGUGUCCAGAGACAUUACUAAGGAAGUAUUGUCUGAAGGGUCCUUUGAAGUGAAAGUUUUUGAUCAUGGUAAUACUGCCAUAGUAAAUGGAUCUAAAGUUUAUUCAAUUAACAGGGAACUCUUAACUACGCCCUGGCUGGGAAUUUAUUCUUUCCUUCAUAGAAUAAGAUGGGAUGGGCCCAUUGAAAUGUGUCAAAGCCAAACUGCAGAUUAUUUUUCCUCGGGAUUAAUUAACAGAAUAGUUUCCUGUGAAUUUUUGAAGACACAUGAUGAGAAGUGGGAAGUAAAUAUAACUUGUGGUGGUAAAUGUGUCAUCAAGAAAUUGCUGAGGUGGUCUCCAUGUCCUAAACUACAGGAGACAGCAUUGCAAAUGCCUCAGGUCAUGUCUCACAAAGUUAGUGCCGGUGAAAAACACUUGAAAACAGGAAGAGAAAAUCAGGAUGAAGAUUCCGUGAUCUUCAAACCACUCUCCCAACAGCUGCUUGAAAUUCCUUUUGAACUGGUAAGACACGGACAGCUUGAAAAAGCCAAACUGACUUACAUUUCAGAGACUGGGGGAUUUCAUGUGAAGUUACCAAAAAAUCAGAAAACAUCAGAUUUAGCAUGAUUAAUUCCUAAAGAAGAUAUUUCCUCUUUUUAAUCAAUGGAUAUUAUUGAAAGAGGGUUAGAAUUCUUGUCAAUAUUUAAAAGAAAUUUAAAAUGGUACCAAUCCAGAGCAGAAGAGCAGUGGGUGAAUGAGAAAGUACUUGUUGUUUUAGUAAAUCAUGGACAGCAUGAAGUAAUGCCUGUAAAUAAUACCAAGGUACUUAGCAGAGAGAUCAGAAAUAUUCCAAGACAAGGUAUGCCUCGUAAAUGGAUUUGGUUUACACAUUCUGAGAAAACAACUCUCGAGUUCCUUGUGUGUUUAUUUGCUCAUCUGGAAAUGAGCAUCAUUUCUCUGAAAUAUUUAAACUAUGCCUGGGAAGCAGAAAUCUUGGUAGAUGGCAUGUUGCUUUGUGGAUCUAUAAAUGUGACUUCGUCUCUGGUGGAAGAAAACGAACUGCAGUCUUUAGGCACUCUUUGCAGUCUGGAGCCCCAGACUCUUCUGUCACUGUGUAUAAUCAGGCCAUUUGUUUGGGCACCUCUUCAAAGUGGUGGGCAGUAUUGUGGUAUUGCCACUGCUGUCAGUGACCCCUCAGACUUCUGUGUGCAGUUAGAGGAUUUCUUUGGUACAAUGAAGUACCUUUUUACCUUGCUUUCCGACAUACCAGAGCCCUUGCAAGCCUUGCCCCCAGAGCACGUGAUUCCUGGUUCCAGCUGCCUGUUCAAACGUGAGUUGGAGGGUCAGUGGAGCAGAGCAGAAAUUUCUGAAGUUUCAAAUCAAUCUUUACAUCUCAUUUUGAUUGACUAUGGACUUUCUGUUCAUAUACCUUACUCAGAAGCAAUCAAUCUUAAAUCUGUUCCUGAGAAAAUUAUGAGUGUGCCAAGGCUGAGCUAUCCAUGUAGCCUGUAUGGCAUCUUACCUGCUACAGAGAAGUUGUGGAACAAUGAAGCUAGGCUGUUUUUUCGAGAUUUUCUAUGCAAAUCAGGCUUAGUGUUUUGGUUUAGGGUGUAUGGUCCUGCAGCAGUAUCGGAAGUAAAUGUCAUUCACAAGAACAAGAGUGUGGUAGAUGUGUUAGUGGCAUCUGGUCUUGCCAUGCAUCCUAAGGCUUCAGCUCGUCCCAACAGAACGACUGCUGCUGGAUCUAAACUACAGAGCCAUCCCAUCUGCCCACUGUUGGACAAACACUGCUACAAAACAGAAAAUAUUAAUUAUAGCACCAUAAAACAAAAGCUACAGAAGAAGAAACCUUCGAAGAGAAGACACGUUUCUAGGCGCCUCUUAAAAAAAGCCGCGUCAGUGAAAAAUUACAUUCUGUAAAUUUAAAAGUGAGAAGAAACGUCAUUGUUGGGAAACUUAACUUCCCAGGUACUACUCUGCUGGAGAUAUGCAUAGCAGCAUCGUCUGGGGGACCACCUAUUCAUUCGGAGAACGACUCAGGCUGCCUU